Molecule: messenger RNA, 1651 nt
Organism: Toxotes jaculatrix (banded archerfish)
Lineage: Eukaryota; Metazoa; Chordata; Actinopteri; Toxotidae
Gene: ska1
Product: spindle and kinetochore associated complex subunit 1
Exons: 8
Coding region: 243-992 (249 amino acids)
Biological process (GO): chromosome segregation; regulation of microtubule polymerization or depolymerization; mitotic cell cycle
Cellular component (GO): mitotic spindle; outer kinetochore; spindle microtubule
Molecular function (GO): microtubule binding
Source: RefSeq, a predicted model, not a curated record
CUGCCGAAGCCUUUGGUCAGAAGGUUUGUUUUUACGGACGGAGGCAGUUCAUAACACACGGACCGUUAAUUCCGUUUGUUAUGACCUGAUAACGCUAGCUAACGCUAGCUAACGUUAGCUGUUGUAAAAGCUCGACGUGUGAACCAGCCUCGCGCAGACCCACACGCAGGUGUUUUACAUGUGAACCAGAUUAACGAGAAACCUUAGACGUGACGGUUCCCUCUCAACACACAGAGUGGAAAAUGAGUGAGCUGGAGGAUAUCAGCCACCACAUCCAAGACAGGAUAUCAUCCUUACAGCGCAUGUUGGAUCUGUCAGUUUUUGAAUUGCCUCAAAAUAAGAUUAAGAAACUUGGACAGGAACUCUUUGCACUGGAGAGACUUUUGGAAGAGUUUGAAAAAUGUGUUGGCCAACAGAAGGAGCAGCUAAAGGAUCUGAAGGAACUUGAGGAGCUAUUCCAGAAGGAUGUGGAGGACGUCCAUCACAUGAAGGACAACAUACCUGCACACAUGCCCAGGAAGAAGGGCUCAGCAAAUGGAAAUGACCCUGUGAUGAAUAAGAACGAAGCAUCAGAUGUUCAGCUUGUCCAUCCAGAAAAUGUCAAAAAGACCAACAAGAGCUACAUCAGAGAGAUGGAGUCUGUCACUAUGCCAGAGUUUGAAAGCAUCCCUCAGUACAUGAAAGGACGUGUAUCCUACGAUCAGCUUAAUGCUGCGGUGCAGAGCAUUAACACAGCUGUAACAGCCAAAUACAAGAUCCUCCAUCAGUCGCUGAAAACACUGAACAAUCAUUCACGCAAGCUCCACCAGCGCUUCAAGGACCAGGAGACCAAAGAUACCAAAGGUCAGUAUUUUGUGGUGGAGGAUGAUGUUCGGGAAUUUACCCAGAUGAAGGUGGACAAACGAUUUCAGGGGAUUCUGAACAUGCUGCGACACUGCCAGCGCCUCCGGGAGGUGCGAGGGGGGGGCCUCACCCGGUAUAUACUGCUGUGAACGAACCACACUCUGCACAUGAUGCAUUCACUCAUGUCGUUUCUUGUCUUUUUCUCAAAUGGCACAUCGAUCGUGUUAGUGAGUGAGCUCAGCCGCCUCAUCGUGUUAUUAUAUUACAGCACGUUGUUCAAAGGACAAAUGACAGGACUUGAAAGAGCCUGAAGCUUCUGUGAGUUCACUAAACCAUCACCUAAACUUAAACUUAAACCUAAACUUAACUUAAAUGUGCACAUGUAACUGAUUAGCCCAGGGAGAUGUGUUCAUUUGCCACCUGUAUGUAAAAAAAUGUGCACAUGCACUGGUAUCUCUAAACAUGUAUUUUGUGGUGUAAAUAAUUAUAAACUAAACAUAUUUCUCUGUUUUACAUUCCAUUCCAUUUUUAAGCCAAACAAAAUCGUGUGUGUGGAAGCAGUGGUUGUGUUUCUCCUCUCAUUUACUCAGGGUUUUUCCUUUCACUGUACAUUGUCUCUAAAGUUGUUUCCACUUCAUCUUUACGUGAUUGCAACAAACCUGCCCAGUACGAAAAGGUAGAAAACACUGCAUUUAUAUUUAUAUUCAGCAGGUUUGCAGUUACCAUGUACAGCAUGUGGCCAGGCUGUCUUUGUAUAUUUGACUGUAGUUGAUUGUAUUUAACUCAGUUUCUAGUUGAAGGUUUUAGU